Messenger RNA from Sitodiplosis mosellana (orange wheat blossom midge), 1430 nucleotides. RefSeq names its product short-chain specific acyl-CoA dehydrogenase, mitochondrial-like. Gene Ontology annotation, cellular component: mitochondrion. Lineage: Eukaryota; Metazoa; Arthropoda; Insecta; Diptera; Cecidomyiidae. Gene Ontology annotation, biological process: butyrate catabolic process; fatty acid beta-oxidation using acyl-CoA dehydrogenase. Bases 115 to 1290 code for a protein of 391 amino acids. Gene Ontology annotation, molecular function: flavin adenine dinucleotide binding. The transcript is spliced from 7 exons. The record is from RefSeq and is a predicted model, not a curated record.
UCAAACAGCUGAUUCAAUGACAAUCUACAUUUACGAGCCACAGCGGCAACUUGAUGGAAAAAGAAAUAAAUGUUUUCGUGAUCGUUUUAGAAAUUCAGAUUUUUAUUUGUGCCAAUGUUUAUUUUCAAACGAAGAUUUUCUACGUUUCUGCAGCUGAGUGAAAGAAGCAAAGCCGUUCAGAAUGCGUGCAGAGUAUUUGCAGAAAAGGAAUUGAGACCGGUUGCCGAUCUACAUGAUAAAUUAUCCAAAUUUCCACAGAAGCAAAUUGAACAUCUCGGACGUGAGGGUUUGAUGGGCGCUUGUAUCGAUGGAAAAUACGGUGGUAGAGGAUAUAAUCUAUUGACAUUCACACUAGCAAUAGAGGAAUUGUCACGUGUUUGUGCAAGCACGGGAAUUAUUGUAUCUAUCCACAAUUGCCUUUAUGCGGAUUUAGUACAAACAUACGGAACGCCAGAUCAACUAAAUGAGUUUUUAGUCCCGUUUACAAGUGGACAAAUCGGAGUCUUUGCUCUCAGCGAACACGAUGCUGGGUCAGAUGCAGCAAACCUAUCAACGACUGCAACUAAAACUGAAAGUCACUACAUUCUGAAUGGACGUAAAGCAUGGGUGACUUCAGGAGUUGAGGCCAAAGCCGGAGUAUUUUUUGCGCAUACAAAUAAAGACAAAGGUCACAAAGGUAUUACAGCUUUCAUAGUGCCGCUGGAUAUACCUGGCGUUGAAUUAGGACGGCGUGAAGAAAAACUGGGCAUUCGUGCAUCGUCAACAUGUGACAUCAUUUUAAACAAUGUACAACUACCUCAUACAAGUGUCAUUGGAGAGGUCGGAAGUGGAUUUGAGAUUGCGAUGCGUCAGUUACAAUUGGGACGAAUUGGGGUAGCCGCACAAGCAUUGGGUAUUGGUCAAGCCGCAUUUGAAUUAGCUGUGAAAUAUUCAUGUCAACGAACUGUCUUCGGUGAAAGACUCUGUGAUAAACAGUUAGUGAAAAGCAAACUGGCAAAAAUGGCAACUGAGCUGGAAUCGGCCCGUCUUUUGUUGUGGAAAGCUGCAGCUAUGCGAGACGCCAAACAAGAUUUUAGAAAAAUAAGUUCGAUGGCAAAAUUGGCGGCUAGCACUUGCGCGACAAGCAAUGCACACCAUUGUGUUCAAAUCUUAGGUGCAAAAGGAUUUGUGAGUGGCGAGGCCGAGCGAUAUUACCGUGACUCGAGAAUUACUCAAAUUUAUGGCGGUGCAACCGAUAUCCAAAAGUUAGUCAUAGCAGAUUUGAUUCUCAAGGAAGCUGAAUUCGACUAAAGUCAUGAAGAUUUUCAUAUAUUUUUCUUUACAUGGUGUUGGUAUUGAAUUAUAAUUUUUUGGUGUUUUCGAACGAAACGAAGAUUCCAUAUUUUUUAUUCCAAAUCUUAUUUAAUAAAAAGAAGAAGAGUAUACAACAA